AUGGCAACCUCUGGAGAAUCUAAAUGUCUAGGAUGCGAGCAGACGGUCAACUCUGCAGAGGAGAUCCAGUUCAACAGAAGAAGAUUCCAUAAAAGAUGCUUCGUCUGUGUGGACUGUCAAAAGAGUCUGGACGGAAAGACGGCCAAAACGCACCCAUCUGGGGUCCACUGCCAGUCCUGCUACACAAGAAAAUUUGGGGAGAGCAAUGACCCCAGCGCCAAAGGAGCUAAUAAGUUCUCUCAGAAGUUCGGAGGUUCUGACCGAUGCCCGCGCUGCUCUAAAGCAGUCUACGCUGCAGAGAAAGUGAUGGGAGGAGGGAAGUCCUGGCAUAAAACCUGCUUCCGCUGUGCCAUGUGUGGGAAAAGCCUGGAGUCCACGACAGUGACUGACAAGGACGGAGAGAUCUACUGCAAAGUUUGCUACGCCAAACACUUUGGCCCAAAAGGAUUUGGACUGGGGAACGCAGCCAUGCUGGAGCAGCGUGAGUGA
This is a messenger RNA of Synchiropus splendidus (mandarinfish), 489 nucleotides long. It is a transcript of the gene csrp3, whose product is annotated as cysteine and glycine-rich protein 3 (cardiac LIM protein). The record is from RefSeq and is a predicted model, not a curated record. Gene Ontology annotation, cellular component: Z disc; cytoplasm; nucleus. NCBI's taxonomy places the organism in Eukaryota, Metazoa, Chordata, Actinopteri, Syngnathiformes, Callionymidae. Gene Ontology annotation, molecular function: structural constituent of muscle; actinin binding. The transcript has 4 exons. Gene Ontology annotation, biological process: cardiac muscle contraction; sarcomere organization; muscle tissue development. The coding region runs from base 1 to 489 and encodes 162 amino acids.